This is a messenger RNA of Carassius gibelio (silver crucian carp), 3847 nucleotides long. RefSeq names its product cytochrome P450 2K1-like. Bases 866 to 2380 code for a protein of 504 amino acids. Gene Ontology annotation, cellular component: cytoplasm; intracellular membrane-bounded organelle. NCBI's taxonomy places the organism in Eukaryota, Metazoa, Chordata, Actinopteri, Cypriniformes, Cyprinidae. The transcript is spliced from 9 exons. Gene Ontology annotation, molecular function: iron ion binding; oxidoreductase activity, acting on paired donors, with incorporation or reduction of molecular oxygen, reduced flavin or flavoprotein as one donor, and incorporation of one atom of oxygen; heme binding. Gene Ontology annotation, biological process: xenobiotic metabolic process. The record is from RefSeq and is a predicted model, not a curated record.
AGUCGGUUUCACUGUUUUUUUGUGGACGCAGAUAUUUCUUGAUACGACGAUAUUUCUUGUGUACGGAAUUUGUUAUUAUUUUUUUUGAACGAGGGGGGAAAAAAGAUCGUUUUGGGGUAAGCUCUGGCUUCGUGUGGACGUUGCCUGAGACCGGAGGGGUGGGAAAGUUGAGGGUGUGAGGAGUCAGGAACUCGGAACUUGGGCCAGCUGUAGAUCCGCUCCUCAGAUUAGCGAAUUCUGUUGUUUUAUUACAGAAUAGGAGUCUUGAAUUCAGUUUGGUCAAAUCCAUCCUAACAUUUGAUUUUAAUACUCAUCCAAAAACACUGAUGAUUUGUGUGUGUGUCUGAUUGAAUUCUUAUAAAGUUUAUAAUGCUCACAAAAUGAAUUAUAGAGCUCAUAACACUUUGCACAUUUUUGAUUAAAGAUCGGUCUUAUUCAUCUGAACACAUCAUAAGGUAACAUUAUAGGUGAGAGGUUAGGCAGGAUUUAAGUGUAAUAAAGGUCACAGAUCUCUGUGUUAUAGUUCAGGCAUGCUGAUUAUUGUCAAGUAUAGACAAUUUCACAAUAUUCAGUGCAUAUAAUCCAAAAAGCAUAAUAUAGCAAAUAUUAGUGCAAAGAUUUUGUUGAACAUAAACUUUGUGGCAAAAGUUAUAUAUUAUUUGGCCUGUUAUAUUAUAUUGUAUAUUAUACAUUUCUGGCCUGUUUUAACAUGCUAAAGAAAACUGCCGAUUCAUCACAGCAUGACACAUACCUGCUAAUCACACCAAUUCUUUCUUCUCAUGAAUUUAGAAAAAAAAAAACCUCCCAUACACAGCUGCUAUAAAUGUGCGAGUGCAUCAGUUGAGGAGAGUGCUUCAGAGAGAAAAUGGCUGUUGUCGAGUCACUGCUGCAGUUUUCCAGCACAGGUACAUUCCUGGGAGCUUUGCUGUUGCUUCUUGGUUUGUAUUUGCUUUCCUCUGGAUCCAAAUCUCAGAAAGAAGGGAAAGAGCCACCGGGACCCAAACCACUGCCACUGUUGGGGAACCUGCUGACCCUUGACCUCACGAGACCUUUUGACAGCUUUUGUGAGCUCUCCAAAACCUUCGGAAACAUAUUCCAAGUCUUUUUGGGUCCCCAAAAAACUGUGGUCUUAGUUGGAUACAAAACCAUCAAAGAAGCUCUAGUGAAUCAUGCAGAAGAGUUUGGCGACAGAGAUAUUGCACCUAGUUUCCGUAUAAUGAAUGACAAACAUGGGAUCAUCUUCUCCAAUGGAGAGAACUGGAAAGAAAUGCGACGCUUCGCUCUCAGCAACCUUCGCGACCUUGGGAUGGGCAAGAGAGGAAGUGAAGAGAAAAUCAUAGAGGAAAUUCAGUACCUGAAAGGAGAGUUAGAUAAGUUUGAAGAGAAACCCUUCGACACGACACGGCCUGUGAACUACGCUGUGUCAAACAUCAUCUCGUCUAUCGUGUAUGGCAGCAGAUUUGAAUAUACAGACCCUCGAUUCACCGAAAUGGUCAACAGAGCAAAUGAAAAUGUUCACUUUGCUGGAUCAACUUCUAUGAUGAUUUAUAAUAUAUUUCCAUGGUUGGGUCCUAUCCUAAAAAAUAAAAGGAUUAUUGAAAACAAUAUUGUGCAAAGUAGAAAACAUAUGACUAAGUUGUUCAAUGGACUUCUGGAGACUCUGAAUCCACAUGACCGCAGAGGAUUUGUUGAAUCCUUUCUCUCUCGCAAACAGAGUGACGAGAAAUCAGGCAAGAAGGAUUCAUACUUUCACAAGGACAAUCUUAUGAUGUCUGUGACAGAUCUGUUUGUCGCUGGUACUGACACCACAGGAAUGACUCUACGCUGGGGUUUAAUGUUUAUGGCCAAAUACCCUCAUAUACAGGCUCGAGUUCAGGAGGAGAUUGACAGAGUGAUCGGUGGACGUCAGCCAGUGGUGGAAGACAGAAAGAAAUUACCAUAUACAGAUGCUGUGAUUCAUGAAACCCAGAGACUGGCAAACAUAGUACCCUUGAAUCUCCCUCAUAUGACCAGCUGUGACGUUACCUUCAAUGGAUACUUCAUCAAGAAGGGCACCAAUGUAAUUCCUCUGCUGACGUCUGUUUUGAAGGAUCCAAGCGAAUGGGAAAAACCAAACAGCUUUUACCCAGAACACUUCAUUGAUGAGAAGGGCCAGUUUGUGAAGAGAGAUGCUUUCAUGCCCUUUUCUGCAGGCCGCAGGAUGUGUCUUGGAGAGAGUUUGGCCAGGAUGGAGCUCUUCUUGUUCUUCACUUCCCUCCUUCAGAGCUACCGCUUCACAACUGCACCUGGAGUGUCUGGAGAUGAGCUGGAUCUCAAAGGAGUAGUCGGAAUAACGUUGAAUCCGUCUCCACACAAGCUGUGUGCGAUCAGACGCUCCUGAAUGAAGAAAAUAUGAGAAAACAGAAACAAAACAUCUCACCACUGUUUAGAAUGAUUUGGGUGUUUUUGGACUGGUGGUAACUAGAGUUGGGAAUUGGUAGAAAUUUUCUGGUUCCUGUUCUGCCUAAUGGUUCCGAUUCCAUUAUAAAAGUGUUAAGGAAAAAUGCACAAUACUGUUUAUUACUCACUGUCAACUUAAGUUUGGCAAUGUUGAAAUUCAACAUAUAUUUUAGUAUAUGUAUCUUCAUAAGUAGGGUUGGGUAAUGUUAUAAACUUUCCAGUUCUGAUUCCAUUUAAAUUAACUUUUUUUUUUUUACUAUUUUACUUUUCAUUGAAUUGUAGUGUUGCUGGAAGGUAGGCUAGUAAGUAAUGUUGAGUAAUGCUAGUCCAUCAAUCAGCAUGUGUUUUAAAGUUGAUGUAAUUUACACUAUCAAUAACAUUUAGCUUUUCAAGCAGGAAUAAGACAUUAGACACUUGUUCAUUUUCUUAAAUUAAUAAAUAUAAACUGUUAUAUACUUAAAGUAACCGUGUCUACACACACUCCAAAAAGCCCAUAUUUUACAAAUAAUAAUAAUGCAGUUAGGAGCUGGUGUGAAGCAAUGAGUGGUUUCCAAAUUUUUUUAACAUUUAAAAUUCAUGAAAAUAAAUAUUUUCUAUCACUUUGUUUAGCACUCUUGAAAUGACCUGAACAUUAAAUAAUCUACCCCUCAUGCUUGCAUAACAAUAGCAAUCUAUUUAUUUAAUGGUCCAAGUUAAAGUCUGUGACAAUAUGUGGCAAAUAUAAUGUAUUUUAAUGGCGGCAGGUGCUGUGCGAUACAUGCACAGUCAGACAAAACAACGUGCACGGUUAUCAAGGCACAAGUGAGAGUACAGUCGUGGUGGGAAACGAGCUGCUCUAUAGUUAUUGGAAUCAAUGUGCUCAGUAAUUAAAGAGGCAGGCUGUACACAGCGCUUGGUCACGUGUUACACCAGAACCGUUUUCGGAACCAACACUUCGAAAUUGCUCAUGGUUCUCGGUUCCCAACCCUAGUGGUAACUUACCUAUUCUUCUGAUUAAAUUUAUGUAAAUGAGGAGAGAUGUGUGUGAAAACACGUUUUGUGAAACAUAUUGAGGCUGGCCGUUAUAUUAUAAAUCGGUGAAGAAUGUUGUUACUGAUUGUUUAAACAAAUUAAAAAUUUACAGUAUUCUAAUUUUAUAGGUUAUUUAAAUAAAGUCUAAUAGCGACCUUCCCACUUUAUAAAAGGCAGUAUGAAAGCAGCCAAGGACUACAAUGACCUUUUAUUGAAAAAUGUAGCUUGGUAGACGUUUCUGCUGAUAAUUAGAACAUGUUUAUCUUUAAAUAUACUUUAAUUGACAACUGUCCAUAAAUUCAUUAACUGUUAUUUUUGGUGUACAUUUUUAUUUUUAUUUUGUUUUUUGUUUUUUGACUCACGUGUUUUACCUCAUAAAUAAAAUAAUUUGUGAAAA